This is a messenger RNA of Vespa mandarinia (Asian giant hornet), 2410 nucleotides long. It is a transcript of the gene Dh31-R, whose product is annotated as Diuretic hormone 31 Receptor. Lineage: Eukaryota; Metazoa; Arthropoda; Insecta; Hymenoptera; Vespidae. Gene Ontology annotation, biological process: cell surface receptor signaling pathway; adenylate cyclase-modulating G protein-coupled receptor signaling pathway. The record is from RefSeq and is a predicted model, not a curated record. Gene Ontology annotation, molecular function: calcitonin receptor activity. Gene Ontology annotation, cellular component: plasma membrane.
UUUCGAUGGAGCACCCGCGAGUUCAGUAGCCGCCGUGCGGCCGCGUGCAUUCGUCGAGAUUUUCGGUUAGUUCGUAUCUUCUCUUAGUAAACGCGUAUUUUGACAGAAUAGUUUCCUAUACACAUAUACACAGAUAGACACCUAUAUAUAUAUAUAUAUAUCAUAAAGUUACGUGAAAAAUAUAUUCGUAGUGUCAUAGACACAAAGAGACCGCGAAAACAAGUGACAAUCGCCUUAUAUUACUCUUAUUCAAAGAGAGCUAAGAAUGUGUUGUCCGUGGCUUUGUUAAAACUUUUCAAAAGUCGACCGUAAAUUUUCCUUUUAUUUUCUUUACUUUUCUUUUUUUUUCUUCCUUUUUUUUCUUUUUUCUUUUUCCCUUUUUCCGUCGUGCGCGUUGCAGUGUUAAACAGAAAAAGAAUAAGAAAAAGGAAGGAAGAGGAAGAAGAGGAAGAUUGAAAAGAAAAGGGACAAAGACUAGUGCAUGAGAAAAGUUAAGAAACGUAUAACCGAUUCUUGGCGUAGUUACAACGACGGAAGUCAUCAUAUCGAACGUGUUCGUACGUGUCUUCUUUCACGAAGAAGAAUUUUCAACGAGAUCUUCAACGUCUUUACAAACAUCGUCAGCAUCCGAGUGUUGAGCUUCAAGAGACCCCGGAGGAUAUCGUCCUAGUCCGUUCUGUAUUUAAUUCCAUCAUCAAUAUGGAUGCGCAAACUGAGUUAUCCAUCGACAACGGAAAAUACUGGAACGAUUAGAUUUUCCCAUAGUGGAUCGAUCUCGUGACGAUGUCAAUGAACGCAACGGCAGGUACUAUUCUCGUCGAUCAAGAGAUCAAUCGAAUACUUUUGGAACGGGCACAAGAAUGUUUCGAGCAACAAUCCGCAAAUACCACUUCUCCGCCAGAGCCCUUCUGUCCUACGACAUUUGAUGGAUGGUCCUGUUGGCCGGACACACCAGCCGGAUCUACCGCUUACAUUCCUUGUCCCGAUUUCAUUACAGGAUUCGAUGCAUCGUUGAAGGCACAUAAAUAUUGUGAUACAAAUGGCACCUGGUUUCGGCAUCCAAUCUCCCACACAAUCUGGAGCAAUUACACGACUUGUAUCAAUAUCGAAGAUCUAAUUUGGCAACAAGGUAUCAAUGGCAUCUACGAAGUAGGAUAUGCCAUAUCAUUAGUGGCUCUACUAUUAUCGCUAGCGAUUCUCACAUAUUUUCGAUCGUUGAGAUGCGCUAGGAUAACUCUGCACAUGAAUCUAUUCGUUUCGUUCGUCCUUAACAACGCAUUAUGGUUGAUCUGGUACAGAUUCGUUGUAGCUAAUACAAAUCUUUUAUUAAACAAUAGCAUAAUAUGCCAGUUGUUACACAUCCUUCUUCAUUAUUUCCUAUUGACGAAUUACGCAUGGAUGCUUUGCGAAGGCUUUUAUCUUCACACAUUACUCGUUCUAGCGUUUACAAGUGAGCACAGAUUGGUGAACUGGCUUAUGGCACUUGGUUGGUCGAUGCCAGGGAUCAUCGUUACCAUUUAUGCCAUUUUAAGAGCCACAAGCUACGAUCCCGUAGACACCGAACAAUGUUGGAUCAACGAAGGCAAUUACAUGAGUGUGUUGGUCUAUCCGGUAUGCGUGUCGACGUUGUUGAACGUUCUAUUUCUCUUCAACAUCGUACGCGUUCUUCUAAUGAAAUUGCGUGCUGGUCCAGCGAUAGGAACGAGACCGUCGAGAUCGAUGCUUCAAGCUUUCAGAGCAACGAUGUUAUUGGUACCACUUCUUGGCCUUCACUAUCUAGUCAUUCCGUUCAGGCCACCGAAGAAGCACCCUUGGGAACACGCUUACGAAGUUAUUUCAGCGAUUACAGCCUCUUUCCAAGGCCUCUGCGUUGCCGUAUUUUUCUGCUUCUGUAACGGAGAGGUGAUAGCGCAGUUCAAACGGAAAUGGGAAGGUACGAUGCUGCUAAGGAAACGAGCGAAUUCCUGCACGGCCACUACUGUCUCGGUCCGAUGGCGGGAGAGGAGAAGGUGUGACUAUCAAUCCGCGAUGUCGGUUGAACCGGAUAAAUAUGAAGAAGAUGAUCGUCAACGACAAAGCGUUAUGCAAUUGGUCGCUCAUCGUGAAAGUAAUAUAGCCAACAACAACAGCCACGCUAAUGUUUUAUUAAAACGUACGGAAAAUAUCAACGAGCCUGACCAGACACAAUGUUGAUAAUUAUUAAAAAAAUAUUAUAAUCGAUCGUAAUCUUAAAGCGUUUACGUAAACGCUUAUGUUAAAACGUAAUAACGUUUAUUUAGAUCUAUUUCGACUUCUUCUUAUUUGCCAAAUAACUAAUGAAUGAAUGAAUCAAUGGAUGAAUGAAUCAAUCAAUGAAUCAAUGAAUGAAUGGAAUGAAUGAAUCAAUGAAUCAAUCAAUGAAUGAAAGAUA